Durio zibethinus is the source of this 1630-nucleotide messenger RNA. The record is from RefSeq and is a predicted model, not a curated record. Lineage: Eukaryota; Viridiplantae; Streptophyta; Magnoliopsida; Malvales; Malvaceae.
AUGAAUCGAUUAACGGUGAUUAGUAUAGUUCUUUUUUUCCAGCUUUUCCUUGUCGAUGCACAAUCCCCCUCUAGAGAGAUGGAUCCAACUUCAGGAGAUGCUGUCUCAAAUUUCCAACCAAGCCUCGCAGUUGUCAUAGGUAUUCUCUGUGUCGUGUUUUCCUUAACUUUGUUCCUGCUUGUCUUUGCCAAAUACUGUCACAGGAGAGCAACAGUUCAUGGUGAUCAUGACCCAAGAAUACUCCAUCGAACAAGGUCACGGUUCUCUGGAAUUGACAAGAAAGUUAUAGAAUCACUUCCUUUCUUUAGAUUCUCUUCCCUUAAAGGAUCAAAACAAGGGCUUGAAUGUGCUGUCUGCCUAUCAAAAUUUGAAGAUAUUGAAAUAUUAAGAUUGCUGCCUCAGUGCAAACAUGCCUUUCACAUUAAUUGUAUUGAUCAGUGGCUAGAAAAACAUUCGAGCUGCCCUCUUUGCAGGCAGAAGGUCAACGCUGAGGACCCAACAAUCUUUACAUACUCAAAUAGCAUGCGGUUCUUAUGGAAUCAAUCUGAGCUAAGAGAGGACUCCAACAUAGAGCUCUAUGUCCAGAGAGAGCAAGAGAAUCAUGGCUCAUCAAGAUUCAGAAUUGGAAGCAGUUUCCGGAAAACUGAAAAGGGCAAUAUCGAAAAUGAAGUUCUAAUUAAACAAGAAGAUGCUGACAACGAGGAUGAUGAUGAUGAUGAUGAUGGGAGGGUCCUCCAUAAGUUCAAUCACAAGAUCAUCGUAUCUGAUGUAGUUUUGAAGAACCGAUGGAGCAGUGUGAGUUCUUCAGACCUGUUGUUCUUGAACUCCGAGAUGCUUAACGAUAUGUCGAGCAACAGAUUUUCUUCCCUGGAAAUAAAUGAUGGGCAGGUUACGAAAACAAAAACAAUUGAAAACGAGCAAAUCAUGAAGAUUAAGGAGGAGUUGGAGAUAAAGAGAUUGUUUGAGAGCAAAGUUGGUUCAAUUAACAAAAACAAUCCAGUUUCAGCUCCUGUUCUUCCUUCAACAUCAAAUUCUGAAGCCACUUCGAGUCAUAAAUCAAGGAUUAUUAAUCAAGCUGAGAAAAGAUCAAUGUCAGAGAUCACUGCUUUAUCGAGGUUUCGAGAUGUCAGUACAAGAAAGAGAACAAGUGAGUCUUCAUUUUCUGAUACCUAUACAAAGGAGGAAAGAAUAAGGCGGCUUUGGUUGCCAAUUGCCAGAAGAACAGUCCAAUGGUUUGCCAAUAGAGAAAAAAGGUCUCAACAAUCUCAGGAUACAAUACAUCAUUUAGAUGUUUGAAGAUUUGUUGAUUGAUGGAGAAAUUUCAUGUAGGUAGUUGCAUUUUGUGCAUAAUUUCAAUAGGCAGAGCUAAACACUUCCGUUUAUUAUUUUCCCUGAUUUUACACAAUUUCAUUCCUUUCUUUUUUUUUUUUUUGUUUUUUUAUCUCAAGGAAUAUAUUCCUGUAAAACACGUAUGUGCAAAAAACGUAUAUAGAAAGUGACAGGUAUAAUUAUCCAUUCCAUCUGUUGUAGGAUUUUGUUUACACAAGCAACAGCAACCAAAAAGCUACCUUCUUAAUUUUUCUACCAUGUUCGAUGUUUCCUUCUUGGCUAUUAUUUAAAAAAAAAAACA